GUUAGCUUCAACUUCACUGUAUUUCCGUAAAGCAAAACACAGCCCUUCCCCUUUUCUAUCCUUCACUCUCUCUCUAUAUGUAUAUCUCUUUCUCACUCUAUAUGAUACUAUUAUACUGUACACGUACAAUUAUUGUCAUGUAUAUGAUCAUACGGAAUAUGCGACGCCCGAUUCUUGAGCUCCAAUCAUCAUUUUUCUCCGCUCCUCCCUCACUUACCAUGAACCAAUUUCUGCCCCGCCGCCGCCCCUCUUCUUGAAUUCAUCUACGGCGGUGCCGUGGUGGUGGCCGGAAUGGCAGUUUAUACAGACGUUGAGGCCGUGCUUGGAUUUCUUAAGAAGAAUGGGUUUACCCAGUCUGUGUCGGCUUUGAAGGAAGACAUCGUGGAGAGAUCCCAAUUGGGUGGUUCAUUUGAUUUUCAGAGGGUAUUCUUUCCCGUAGUGCCGCCGCCUUCACAGCUCAAGAUUCCUCCCUCUCAGAGGACUGAGGAGGUUUCCGGCGGUGGGUUUGGUGGAAGUGGUAAUCAAAGCCCCCAUUCGUCUGAGGAUGAGUUUAUAAGCUUAGGUUCUUCAACCACAGAGCUCUGUUCAUCUGAGUUUACAAAUCCAUAUGGAAUACGUUGUGACACAUAUCCGAGCUCUCAAGCAUCAUCUGAUAGAUUGUCACAGUUUGGGACAGCACGAGACUAUCAUGAUUUUGAUAUGCAAAAUGACAGUUUCUGGUACAAGGAAAAAGAUGAAGAUUAUUCUAUGCCGCCUGAUUUUGGAGGCUCAGAUUUUGCUUCCAUCCCUAGUGAGGAUAAAUUUGUCAUGACCUUAGGCUCGGGGAAUCAUCAUAAUGAAGACACUAAAGAUAAAUUUCCAAAUGAAAGUGACCUUUUUUAUAAAUGUGUGGAAGAUGAAGGAAUUAUUCGAAAGAGUGAAGAACUUUGUGCAGAUUACAGAUGUUCCUCCCCCCUUUGUGCUUGUUGUGGUGGCACAGGAGCAGUCUAUACAGAGGACCUUAGCGACUAUGGUGUUGUGGAUCUGAAGUUAACCAAUGAAAAGGAUUCGAUCCAGGAAAAAUCUGGAGAAGAAAUAAGCACUGCAUAUGGAAGCAUCAAUUCCAUUACAAAAAAGAAUUCAACUUACAGCUCCGAUGAAGAAAUUGGUGGAGAACCAAAAGAAGCUGAUUUAGAAGCAGAUGAAGAAGGUGAUCCUGCUAUCGAUGAGCUUCAAAUGUUUGAUACUAGCGAGGAUGAAUUUCAAGCAUUCGAUCUUAGAAUUAUACACAGAAGAAACAGGACAGGAUUUGAGGAGAACAAGGACAUCCCUAUUGUUCUUAACAGUAUCGUCGCGGGUAGAUAUCAUGUAACGGAGUACCUCGGUUCAGCCACCUUCAGCAAAGUUGUUCAGGCACAUGAUCUUCACUCUGGAGUAGAUGUUUGCUUGAAGAUAAUAAAAAAUGACAAGGACUGCUUUGAUCAGAGCUUGGAUGAAAUCAAACUUCUGAAGAUUGUAAACCAGCAUGAUCCUGGUGAUGAACACCAUAUAUUACGGCUCUAUGAUUACUUUUACUAUCAGGAGCAUCUCUUCAUUGUUUGUGAGCUUUUGCGAGCUGACUUGUAUGAGUUUCAGAAAUACAAUCGAGAAUCUGAGAGUGAACCAUAUUUUACAAUGUUUAAGCUAAAGGCUAUAGCACGGCAAUGCCUCGUGGCUCUGGAGUAUUUGCACAGUUUGGGGAUCAUCCACUGCGAUCUGAAGCCUGAAAAUAUCCUCAUCAAAAGCUUUAAGAAAUGUGAAAUAAAAGUAAUUGAUCUCGGAAGCAGUUGUUUUGACACAGACAACUUGUCUUUAUAUGUCCAGUCUAGGUCCUAUAGAGCUCCUGAGGUUAUCUUAGGCCUCCCAUAUGACCAUAGAAUUGAUCUUUGGUCUCUUGGAUGUGUAUUGGCUGAGCUAUGCACUGGAGAGGUGCUCUUUCCAAACGAGGAAAUUCCAGUUUUGCUUGCACGCGUGAUAGGAGUACUUGGUCCCAUCGACAUGAAUAUGUUAUUGAAAGGACAAGAGACGGACAAGUAUUUUACAAAGGAAUUUGAGCUCUAUCAAAUAAACAAGGAGACGAAUCAAGUGGAAUACAUAAUACCUGAGGAGACAUCCUUGGAGGAUCAGUUACAGGUCUUCUCUGAUCCCUUGUUCAUUGAUUUUGUAAGGAAUCUGCUUCAAAUUAAUCCUAAAAGCCGACCCACUGCUUCUCAGGCUCUUCAACACCCCUGGCUUCUUUCUUGAUACAGCAUAAUCCAUGUUUAGAUUUUUCCAGUAUCAUGGAUUUUAUUAUUAUUUUUUUUUUAAAUUGAAAUCCCAGUUCGGAGCUGGAUUUGAUUCUCAAUCCCAAAUUCUUCCCGGCAGUUAAAAGAAUCCAAUAAUCACAUCAGGUUAUGUUUAGUCCAUACAUACACGAGCAAUAAAAUUCCGUAGGUAGUCUUGAUUCUUGUAUAGCUGUUUGAAUUUUGUUGGUGUUUCUAAAUUCUUUGUUUACAUGUCUUAGCGCCGUUGUAUAUGUAAUUGGGCGUUUUGUUGUUUUUUUUGGAUGACACUGAUAAUCUGGUUUACUUGGAUGACCUACCAGAUUUUUUUUAUAAUAGUUGUUCGAAGUUUCCUCAUUCUUUUAUUGCUUA
This is a messenger RNA of Cuscuta europaea, 2651 nucleotides long. The record is from the annotation of a GenBank genome assembly. Lineage: Eukaryota; Viridiplantae; Streptophyta; Magnoliopsida; Solanales; Convolvulaceae.